CCUCAGACGGGAGACGCGGGCCAGACAUGCGGCGGCGGGCCUGGCGGCCUCCGAUGUUGCUGCGGGGAGCCGCGAGGGCAGCAGCGGCGAGGAGGAGCGAGACGAGGGCAGAGGCAAAGACCAUUGUGAGCUGGAAAGGGAGAGAACCUGGAUAGGACCUUGGAUGUCCUGCUCACAGUUGGCAGCUUUUUAUCUGCUCGCAUUCAAUGUCCGCACUCAGUGAGCGCUCUCCAAAGCCUCGCAUGUACUUGAUUGUCCUAUCUCCACUGCAAUGACGCGCACAGAUAAGCGCGGUUCAUAUGCUCGCGCGAUGCUUUUGAACAGUCGUGAGAGGCAUAAUUGCUGCCAUCUGGACUCAAUGAUUCAGAAACUGGGUUCGCAACAUAUGCUAAUUCACGCGUCUCCUUGUUCGGCCAUGCUCCACAGCCCCACGAUGGCCGUGACGAAAGCUAUAAAUAGGCUGACCUGGGCAAGGUAGCACGCGGAAAACGCCCAUUUGACAGAAAUUCGGAGCCGGACAAUGUGCUUGAUAGCGCAGCCAGCGCUGAAGAAGAACGGAAGACGCGGCUGAAUGCUGGAAGCAUGC
This is a messenger RNA of Mycena citricolor, 586 nucleotides long. The record is from the annotation of a GenBank genome assembly. NCBI's taxonomy places the organism in Eukaryota, Fungi, Basidiomycota, Agaricomycetes, Agaricales, Mycenaceae.